AUGAAGAGAGAGUACAGAGUGGAGCACAGUCGCUGGGGAUGUGGACACCUACGUGAGGAAGUAGAGUUACUAAAUGGAUCUCUGGAGUUGAAUGAACAGCGAACAGUUUUAUUAGAGAGCCAAUUAGACGCGUUUGAGGCAGAAAGAAAACAGUUAAGGGGUGAUGUUAAUUUCCUGGAGGGAAGCUUAAGAAACAGUCAAGAAAGCAAUGAAGAUCUGACGUUUGAGGUUGAUGAGCUAAAGAUAAUGAUGCAGGAAUUGAAAAGGGAGAAUACGGAGCUCACUCGCCAUGGAUGCAGACAUCUACGCGAAGAAGUAGAAUUACUUAAUGGAUCCCUGGAAUUGAAAGAACAGAGAGUAACUCUGUUGGAGAGCCAAGUGGACGCGUUUAAAGAAGAAAGCUGUAGCCUUCAAAAUGCUGCACAGAACAUGAAAAGAGAAAUAGAGAUUCUUAAGAACGAAAAUGCCACGAAGACGACGCAGUUGCAUAAGCUAAAAUGCGAAACAUCACAGACUAUAAGUGAUCUUAAAGAUGACAUUGCAAAGUUACAACAAGAAAAGUCUGCAUUGUCAUCGGAACUAUCAAAGGAAUCAGAAAAAGAUCACCAUUUGUAUGAGUUAAGAUGUGAAAAAUCGAGUGUAACAAAAACACUUCAAGAUCAUAUCACAAGGUUGAGGAGAGAGAACUGCACUUUGACUGCAAGACUAUCAAAGGCUUACGAAAAGGAUGACCAGUUGACUGAACUAAGAGAAAAAGUCCAACUUUUACAGAAUCAGUUGAAAAAUGUAACUGAGGCGGCAACGGCGUCUGUGAACAGCAAAGAGAAAGAAAUGGAGGAAGAUUACCGCAUCAUAAAGAAGCAAGAUGAAACGAUCAAAAAUUUAAUCGAAGAGAUAACGCAGGAAAGAUGUGACAAGGACCGCCUCGAACAGCAAUCUAGAAGAAUAAGAGAACUUGAGACUCAAUUACAAAAAAUGGAAGACAUGAAAAGAAACAGAAAUCACUCAGUGGAUGCCUUGGUGCUUGAGGUGAAACAGGAGAGCUCAGAAAAAGAGCGUCUGAAAAAAAAGGCCAUGCAAGCACAAAAGGUUGCUUCUUGUAGAGAGAAAGAGCUUGAAAAGAGAAUUGAACUUCUUGAGGAUCAGUUACGUGCAGAAGAUGAGCUGACAAACGCCACUCUUAUGUCUCUAAAUAACAAGGAAAGUUUGUUACAGGAAGCUACUGCCACUAUCGAUAUGCUCACAAAAGAACUGGAACGGGAAAAGUCGGAAAAAAAAACUCUGAGAAAGGCUGUCGAAGUGUCUGAGUGUAACUCUCAUAACGACAAAAGAUUGACUGAGAACAUUGAAACACUUCUGGAGCGAUUACAAGAGAUGAGUGACCUACGAGAGAAGACUCUUAUAUCUCUUAAAGAGAAAGAAUGGUCAUUGCAGGAGGCUCAUGAUGAGAUCAGUGAGUUAACUCAACAAAUAGCACACAAAAAGUCGCACAAAAAGUUUUUCAAGAGGAAGGCUAAGGCUAAAACGGGUGAAGCUUAUCGACUGAAUCUCAUUCAAAAACGAACAAAAAGAUAUACACAGGAGAGGGGUUCGUUAAUAACAGGCGUGGGAAAACGGCUGAAGAACCUGGUACAAAGACCAAGAGGAGUGUCCGAAUCGAGCCUGGUAAUGAAAAAGAAGGAAGCCCAUGCACAGCGUGUGUUACAGAAAUUGAGGGAAGAUUUGAAUGAAAGAGGAGAAGUCAUUCAAGACUUAAGGAGUAAUUUCAAAGACAGUGCUAGAGAAUUGUCGUCCAUGCGACGUCAGCUGGAAGAUAUUCAAUGCCAAAAUGCCGAGCUCAUAGAAUGUCUUGGACACAAGGAGGAGGAUCUUCAAAAGACGCAAAGAUACUUAAAAGAAAAGGAAGCCAGCCUUGAUGUCACAAAUGAAACCCUGCGUUUGAAAUGCUCGCUUCUCAGAGCCAUGGAGGCCAAAUUAUGUCUGUCGAAGAAAGAGAUUGAAGAACUGACAAAAGUGAACAAAGAGAAAGGCUUAGAGAUAACUCGCAUUGAGACAACCCUUACAGAAGUGAGAAAAAAGUUGGUUAUUGCUGCAUCCUUCAUCGAGGAGAAAAAUGAACAAUGUGCUAACCUUAGGACUUAUGCUAUGAGGAAGACCCGAGAUGCGGAUAAGAUGCAAGACGAAUUGAAGCGUUUCUCAACUCAACUUGAAAAUAGCAGGAACGAGAACGCAAACCUACACAGAGCAUUGUUAGCUGCUACAGAGCGUCUUACAAGGGAGAAGCAUAGGCAGUUCAGAAGGACUGAGUUACUGAAAGAUGGGCACGAAAGGAAGUCCUCUGAGUCAUCAUGUGAGGUGAGAUAUUUCCCUCCCUAAGCGCGAGACGCAGGAGCGAUGACAGCGAUCUUGAAGCAGGAGACGAUGUACACGAAGUCUACACCCUAAAAUCCCAUUGUCAGCUUUCACUUUCUGCUCUUUUUGGAAUUAGUUUAUGUGCUGUAAUUUUGACAUGCAUAUUUUCAAGCGAGUAAUUCAUUUAUUUCGUAUCUUCUACAGGAAAGCACUUCUAACACCCUGAAAGCCAGGAGACAAAUGGAUGCGUACAAAAUAACAUUUUUGGAAGACGAGUGUAAUGUGUCAGGCAGUAAUCAGGGAGACACUAAAAAUAAAUGGUCAGUAAUAUAUAUUUUUUGUUACUAGGAUAUGUAACAAUCAUACCAUUUGUGCAUUUUGGAUAUGAGAUGGUAGCUAGCCAACGAAAUGCGUAGCGUCGAGUGGAGUAUCACCAGUCUCGUAUCGAAUAAGCGUCUGAUGAGAUAAUUGUUAAUUAUUCAAUUACAUUAAAUCUCGAACGUUUGGAUAUUUGGAGCUUUUUUCAGCUCCGUGCAAUGUAUUUCCAUGUAAAGUGACUAGGAAUAUGAGCUGAUAACCGGAGUUGAAUAAACCAAUCAGAAGAUUAGAAAUGCAACAUUCGGGGUUGAAAAUUUAAUGACAUGAUAUAGCUUUAAGUAAAGCUGCAACCCUCGUCACAACUGUUGCAGAAUGAAUCUUUUUGGCCGCAUUUGAAAGGCUAAGUAUUUGAAAGGGGUUAGUGAUAAAUCAAAACUAGACGAAGAUUUUUGCCAGCUAAUGGAAACCCUUUUAGCCUAAUAUUUUUAAACAAGGUUAUUCCUGGAAUUAAAAAAAUUUCAAAAAGAGCCAAGAUCCAUUCAUUGGGACUUACGCAAUAUUUAAAGGUCACAUUUUCACCAGUCAUAGCGUAUCGUCUUCAAUGAUAUCUUUAUAUUUUCUUCAAACUUCUCCCUGUCAUCUUUCAACGGGUAAUUUAGAAAUAAAAGUGUCUCUCACUUUUAAUUGCAGGUUCAAUACUUUUAGAUUGGACGAACAUCACUUUGAGACACGGAGAGAUCGACAUUUUAACUGCGCUGGUACUAUCGCUAAGGUUGACCAUACUAUGCAGAACUUCUCAACACACGGAUCACCUCAUUCAGUUUCGAUGCUUCUGUGCAAUGGUUAAUGUUUUGCGGGAGAAAUACCAAUGCAACGAAUUGACAAACCGAAGCCAAGUGUGAUGACAUAAGAUUAAUUUUUAUCAUUGAAAAUAUUGGAUGCAAUCGAGAUAAUCUUUUUUUUUCUUUUGGAGAGAGCGAACGGUAUACUUAUUAACUUCAAAUAAGCAUUCAUGCCUUGACAUUAAGUGUAAUUAUAUUAAAAUACUCUAAAAGGAUGUUCAUUUUUGUUCUGUGUUAGGGAAGGGGACAGUACAUAAUAAGAAAAGGAGCAACCUUCUUAUUGUAACUCACAGACCAUUAUACACAAGCAGGGGAUUGGAAGGCAAAGUUUCCCCACCUUAAUCACUCUGUUUACGAACAUGACAUGAUUGUAACAGUGUGCACUUGCAAAACACGAACCUAGCAUGUGCUUGGCUUAUCCUGAAGUCUGUGCUGUAGCUCAGUUUUGUAGCAUUGGAGCGGAAUUUAAAAACGUCCGGUUCUAUGGAGGGUGGGGGCUCAGAUUCUUCUUUGUCCCAUGAUCUUACAAAACGAACAGCACUGCUCGAGUUCAUAAUGUUGAAGCUAAAUCGAGAAGUCCUGGGUCAAGUUCCUUCCAUCUGCCAUCUUGUCAAUUUCGGGGCUAUGACAAACAGUGACGCAUUUGUUCAUUGGCGCUGAUAAUGAUAGAAAACUUAACCAUGAUACUUUGAUUUCAUUAGAAGUUUUACCAAGUAAUAAAUUGGUUGACCCUUGUUGAAGUUGAGUGUGACCUAGGCACUGCUAAUUAAUAUUUACCGAUAAACAUCCGGUUUCUUGUAUUUUUAUGUCAUAAGGUUUUCCAUGGGUGUCACAGGAAAAAAAGUUUCUUUUUGUUCGUGGGAACGGAUGACAAAGUUGAUAAUGUUGCAUUUACCAAAAUGGAAAGAGCUGUAAUAUUUGAAACGAAUCGCGUUGAAACGAUCAUCUUCCAUUAUCUUGGAAAUUUAAAGAUGAACCUUUACGAGUGUAGUUCUUCAUUUCUUUGUAAGGGAUAGAUUUCCUUGUAAACCCAUAAUAUACUAAAACAAGGCCUCUGCCAUGUUAGUCUUCGCCUCAUGUGGUGGAGGGAGGGGUGGGAGGAGGAUUUGGUGGGAUCGCACAGUUUUCAAGGGGGAAAGGAAGGGAGAUCAGUAGUCGCCAACAGAUCGUCCAACACCCCCAGCCGAAAAGAAAAACAGAACAAAACAAAAAAGUUCUAAUAGUCAAAGGAAAAAACAAAACCCUUAUAAUCAGUUUUAAAGUUACGGAUAGCUACUUUCAAAGUAUAAGAAGUGCAUUCGUCAGUUUUUUUUUUCUGAAAAUUGGCCAGCACCCACCCUGGAUGGAAAGGACGCUGUGAGAUUAACGUAUGUUGCCAAAGAACAGAACUCAAUGGACUGGUUACAGCUGAACCUAGACCUUUCUUCCUGAACGACAGACUGUUUACUAGCGGUAUGAAAUGUCCACUCUCAUCGGGUGAUUAUUGAGCUAAACUAUUUGCUAGGCCAACAACGGAUUUGCAAUCGCGUGCGCAGGGGCAGAUCCUGGAUAGUGAGAUGAAAUCUUAACAUCACUCCAUACCAGGACAACAUUAGCAAAUAGUCAAAAAAGAAAGUCAUUUCAAAAAAAUACGGAAAAACCUUUAAUGAAAAAAAGGAGGGAAGACGAAAGUUAUUUCUCGGGAAAGGUGGCUGUAGAGAAAAUUGCUUAGUCAUAUGGCUCGAAGCUUUUACUGCGUCAGUGUUAAAGAAGAGUUUAUGAGUAUUGCUUUUUGAUACGUAAUUUACGUAAUUUUGUCUCAAAAGGGCAGGCUCGAUGAAUGGAUUUUUUUUUCUUAAACAAAGCGAAGAGUUGAGAGGGCCAUCGUGUCACACUCCUACCUAUAAUUCACUCUCACCUUAACCUCCAACCCCUCCCCCCCCUUUACUGAAACAGAAAUGGACAGGCAACGGAUGGUGGCGUUAUAAUGACGAAUUUCUAAAACAUAUUUUUCAUCUAACAAGACAUUAACCUUGGUGAUGGUACUGAAUUUGAGAACUUCAACAAUUCAUUCAGCACUUAUUCUUCAUAAUUAAAGAGCUCACGAAACAGAAUAAUUCACUAGGUAUAGGUUGAAACAUAUAUGGUUUUCAAACAUGUACUAUAGCCUUCAUCAACAUUAAGGAAUCAAGAUAGAUCUUUAUGGGGACAUGUAAAAUUUUAACAGCAUAUAGUGGUUUUCAUUCAUUUCCUAUGGUAGUGACCAGGAGAACUUAUUAAAUAGCCAAGUAGAAGAUCAUUUCCUUGAUUUUCAAGAACUUUAUGUUUGAUUACCGGGUGAUAAUGUCAGGAAAGAAUAAAAUUUCAGUCACUCCUAAGAGGUUAGCAAGUUAACCAUCAUUUUAUUAAAACAUUGAAGGAGGUCAAUUUUUCCCAAAUUCACUACCCCAUUUGAAGUCUGCAAACAAAGAAUUAUUAGUGAAGAACUGCAUUAUUAUAAUUACCAGUGCUUCUAUGAUCUUUGUGUAAAUUCCACUAAAUAUCAAAGAUCUUCAGCAUGGAAGGAAGUUAUCUUGAUUCAGUAGAUGAAGUUAAUUGAAACCUGAUAUUUCUUCUGACAAAAGGCUAACACUUGAAACGUCAGCUUUAGGAACUCUUAACAACAGCUAUUUUACAUGAACUCAGUUGAUAGAACAAAAUCAUUUUUUGUAAUACCCCCAGUGAUGCAGCACCACAGUUUUUUUCGAAAUUCACCCCUUUUAUUCAUUUAUUUAGAAAGGUUAAUUUGUUCUCCUAGUCCAGUUAAUGAUCCCAUAUUUUCUGAACAUGGUUCCUAUUGAAUCAACCUCAAAAUCAAAUAAAUUCAUUCCUGUCUUAGACUGAAGUAACUGCAAUACUUUUGCAUAAAACAAUUGAAGACCCUUCACUGUUUUGGUAACUGAUCUCUUACUCAUCAAUAUUUCAGUACAGAAAAUAUCCUACAUUUGACUCAAAGAAAAGAGCUAAUAUCCCUUGAGAACUGAAUUCCCAGUUUUCUAGGAAUUCCUAAGAAUUCUCAAAAUUCCCAACUAUGCAAAUAGGCUCUGAUUUGAAAAGCUUGGAAUUACUAGGAGCUUUUGGGAAAGGAAGACUCCAGUUUAAUGAGGACUUGGAAUUCUUUGGAAUUCCUAGGAAUUCUCAGCUUUACAAACUACCCACAAUUUAAGAAAGGUGGAAUUCUUGGGAAAUUCUGGGAAUUUAAAAUUUGAGACAGUUUAAAUGCCCUAAGUUCACAUAGAUUCCAAGAAAUUCUCAAUACCUUGAAUGUGAAGGUUUUAAGAAAAGGACUAAUUUUAGAGGCUUAAAACUUUGGCUCAGUAAAAGGUAUGCUAUACAAAAUUUACCAAGAGAUAUAGAUACAUGUAUAUGUUUAUAACUUAAAGAUCACAAAAUUUAUUAUUCAAACUAAGUUUUAGUAAAGCUUUACAUUAAUAUGGAUUUUCUCACAAAGCAGCAGUAAAUUAUGUUAAAUGCAAGUUGCCAAUGUACAGAACCUUGGAACAGUCAAGCUCAUGCAGUUGCCUCAAACACUGUCAGAGACCUUUUGUUCAGAUUAUUUUUAGUAGAAACUUCAUGCCUUGGACAAACAAAUUCAACACCUAUUUAAUCUUUCUUUUUUCAUGAUUAUUGUUGCUGUUUUUUCUUUUUUUUUUUGUUCUUUUUAUUCUUACAAAACAUUUUUUGUAAGAGUUCCAAUAUUCAAGGAUUAUUCGCACACUCCACAAACAUUUGGCAUGCAGAGAAGACAGGAGUGGUCACUGUUCCCUUCAAGAAAUAACACCUUUUCUUUGAUUUUUUCGAUUCGUUUUACUUGAAGCUCAGGUCUGAAAAUAUUUUAAAGACAUGUUACUAGUGAGAAGUACAAACCAAGUUUCUUUUCAUAACUUAGUUUCUUAAAUGUCCAGGUCACUGGACCUCCUCAAAAAUAUUACUUCUUUUCAUUUUUGGUGCAAAAUACAAGUCCUUCGUCAUAUACAAAUGAAACUUGCAAGUCACACUUCAAUAAUCACAGCUCUAAGGUUACCUAUUGUUCUUCUCUGAGUCAGCUAUCAACAAAAUUGUUUUAUAUUUUUUAGGUAUGGUAUAAAAUUCAGUUUGUAAUUUAAAAUGAGAACCUUAGUUUAAAAAAGUCAGUUCUGAUGGUGAAUUCAACUGCUUUCAUUACAAUUUCUAAUGCUAAAAUUUAUUUGUACCAUUCUUAUUUCAUUUAAUAUGUGAUGACCAGCCUCACUAAAGAAGAACGGAUUCUGGAGAUCUGGCUGUACUUCACUAAAGACUGCCAAUGUGAUCCCAGACUGCCUAUCCCACACAAAACACUCAACCUCUCCAACCUUGCCACAGGCAAACAAGACAACAUAGCCAUUCUGCUCUACCAUUCUGGUGUACUCCUUCAAGAAAAACACUUAUCCAUUCUUGAGAAUUCGUUGCACUUAAACUUUGUUGCCUCCAAUAACUUCUAUAUCAGUCUUCUCCAUUAACUCUUGUGGUAGCCCUACAGUUUCUUAGCCCCUCCAGCAAUGAAGCAAUUCUCUGCCUUCUUUAGAUUUUUAAUUAACUCUAAAACAUGAAUGGAAAAAAGUAGAUUAAUAUCUUUAAUAACAGUGUGUUUUUCAAGCAAAAAAGAAGUUGUCAGUAGUGUAAAGAAGCUACUGAUGAUGAUGAUGAUGAUGAUAACAAUUGCUAUCAAUAUUACUAAAACUAUCAUAAAAGAUCAGACAAGUACACUUAAGAGCAAAAUAUCACUUACUCUCUUUUGGUGUUCAGCAUUCUUUUGAUAAAGUCCUUAACACAACCAUUUUCUAACAUAUCUACCUCGCAUCUUAAGCGACUCUGAGCAUGAACCAUCCAUACAACCUGGUAACAAAUUCAAAAUUGUACAUUAAUAAUUAAUUUCUCCAAAUGGAAUGGGAGAAGUAAGUUAUAAGUUUACUUGAUUUAAAUUUAUGACAGUGGGACCUUAAUAACAAAGUUAGCAAGGGCUCAUGAAAAUUUAGCUGUAUUAACAGGUUAGGAGCAAUAUCUUGACUGGUCCUAAUAGAUACUUUUACAUUUCUAAACAACUGUAAAUUAUUUAACAAAUACCUGGAAUGCAAUAAGUUUAACAUAUGCAUACAAUAGUAACCAAGGGUACUUCAUUGAACAUAACUGAUUUCUACAAUUAAAACAACAACAGACUUGGCCAUAUAUACAUCAUGUUACUUUAAGUUAUCAUGUUGCUUUAAGUUAAAUAUUGUUUUCAAUAUUGUUAAAUAUUGUUUUUCAAGUACUGUAUUUGUUUUGUUUGGAAAACAAAAUUGACCAUAAUAACAAGGUUACCAAAUUAAUGAGGUGACCAUGCAGUGGGGUGGUGUAAAGGUGUUAGGUGUAAAUUAACUGUCUGUUAAAAGUACCUGUCUACAGACAUUUCCUGUGCCAUGUGUCAAGUCCAUGAUGGUUCCAUUCAUGUCCUCAAACCAAAGGUGGACCAUGCCCACAGUGGACCCCAUCCUUCAACAUAGUCAGCUAGAUGGGCACCAGGAUUGUGAACAGUGAGACCACAAUUGCCAUUUCCUUUAAAUGUGAGGGAAACACACUGUUUAGGGCUAUGCCCUUUUUUUGACCAGUCAAUGGGUGAAUUUACCCCAAGAAGAUACUUUAUAAUAGCUUAGCUUUUUCUAUUAACACAUAUGAACAGAGGCAUAACUGUCAACCCAUUAGGAAAAACAUCAUCUUAAAAAUUCUUCUGAGCCACAAACCAAUUUCUCUUUGUUGGGUAGCAAAAGUAAUUGAGUUUUUGUUAUUUCUUUUAAAAACAUUUUACAUGUAAACCUUAAUUAAGCUUGUACAUAAGUUUCAUUGAAUCCUAGAAUUUUAACAGGGAUUUUUGAAUUUUUAGUAUUUAUUUUAUAUUAAUAGCCUCAAGAAUUUGACUUUAAACUCCCAGUAAUUCCAAAACAUUCCUAGAAAUUCCUUUUUUUUUUUACAUUUACAGCUUUUCAGGGAAAGUCAUUGGUGCUUUGAGUUGGAAUUCCUAGGAAUUCCUAGGAACUUUAAGUCCUGUUGGCUAUAAACUUAGAAUUUCUGGGAAUUUCUCGGUUUUUAGAACCAGAGUUGUUAUAGUUGGGACUUCCACAUGGCAUAUCGGCCAAGAUAUCGAGCCCAUCUUUUUUGUGGGAUAACAAUCAGUCUUCGAUUUCUUGUAAUUUCUUCCUCUCUUCUAACAAUUCUCUCUUUCUAAUUUUAAAACCCUUCAACUUUUUUAUAAUCUCUUUCUCCUUCAUUUCAAGCCUUGAAAUGAAACAAAUGAAACGUGAAAGCUUAGUUCAAUGGCGCUCUGAAAAUUCUUUCGACCAGUUUUUAAACAAGUCAAGGAACCAAGAUUUCAAACCAUUUAAGGGGAUCUUCAACACAACCAUUAAUAUUUGCAUCUUCUACAAGCAAGUUUUCCUCUUUAGAGAUAUAUAACUUAUAUAUCUCUAAAGAGAA
Molecule: messenger RNA, 9995 nt
Organism: Pocillopora meandrina
Lineage: Eukaryota; Metazoa; Cnidaria; Anthozoa; Scleractinia; Pocilloporidae
Source: the annotation of a GenBank genome assembly